AUGUCCGGACUCGACGUGGAGGCUCUUCUUGAGUCCACUGCGGCUGCCCCUACCGAGGCCUCCGUCAAGUCGGAUGACCGUGAUGACCGCGCACGUACCGACCCCGACCAUCGUGACCAUUCCCAUGACAGACGCCGUCGCAGCCAUGACCGCCGCCGCCCCGAUCGGGACGUGGACGCCGACGAAGAAAUGAAAAGCCCACGCAGCGAGCAUGGAAGUGCUAACGGUAGUCAGAGAAGUCGAAAGCGGAGCCGCAGCCGCGAAUCUGACCGUCGCCGUCGUCGUGAUGACUACCGCUCCAACGGUGAUUUCUAUCGUGGCGGAGGUCGUGCUCGCUCCCGCUCCCGCUCACCUUAUGAUGACCGUCACUACCGCCCUGGACGCCGUGACCGUGAUGAUGAUCGCCGCCCUCGCCGUGGCCGUGACGAACGCCGUGCCACCCCUAACCGUCGCGAGAGCAAAUCUCCUGAACUUAACGAGGAUGAGCGUGAUCGUCGAACUAUUUUCGUGCAGCAGCUCGCCGCUCGUCUCAGAACUAAAGAUUUGAUGCAAUUCUUUGAAAAGGCCGGCCCCGUUAAGGAGGCUCAGAUCGUCAAGGACCGUGUUAGUGGACGCUCCAAAGGUGUCGGUUACGUUGAAUUUAGGAACGAGGAGGCCGUUCAGGCCGCGAUUCAGCUCACCGGACAGCAGCUUCUGGGCAUUCCCAUCAUCGCGCAAUUGACCGAAGCGGAAAAGAACCGCCAGGCACGUAACCCCGAGGCCAGUUCCAGCAGUCAGAACGCGGCGCCAUUCCACAGGCUUUACGUUGGUAAUGUUCACUUCAGCAUCACUGAGAGCGAUCUUCAGAAUGUCUUCGAGCCCUUUGGCGAGUUGGAAUUUGUCCAGUUGCAAAAGGAUGAAACUGGAAGAAGCAAAGGAUACGCAUUUGUGCAGUUCCGCGACCCUAACCAAGCCCGUGACGCUCUGGAGAAGAUGAACGGAUUUGAACUUGCAGGACGCGCUAUUCGAGUUGGUCUUGGCAAUGAUAAGUUCACCCCCGAGUCGAACCCGAGCCGUGUUCCAGGACCCUCAUCUUCGAGCCAACAGAAUUUCCAGGGAUCUUCAUUCUCCGGUCAGGGAGGCCGCGGCGUUCAGGCCGGAGGUUCCAACAACUUUGACCGCGCUGGCGGCAGGGAAACUGAAAAGGGCGGCGGUGCCAGUGCCCUUGACGAUACCGAUGUUGCCGGUGUGAACUUCAACAAUUACUCUAGGGACGCGUUGAUGCGUAAACUCGCUCGUACAGAUGACCCCCAACCCUCGGUCGACGACCAGCAGAAGAUGCUCCGACCCAAGACCGAAUCUAAGCCUCUUCCCGUCAAUGUCAACAUGGCCAGUCGUUGUGUUAUGCUGCGCAAUAUGUUUGAUCCCUCUGAGGAAACUGGCGAGGCCUGGAUCAAAGAAUUGGAGGACGACGUCCGCGGAGAGUGCGAGCAGAAAUAUGGCCACGUUGUUCACAUCUCGCUAGAUCCCAAUUCCCAAGGAGACAUCUACCUGAAGUUUGACCGUGUCCAGGGCGGCGAAAACGCUAUCAAGGGCCUCAACGGCCGUUUCUUCGGCGGCAAACAGAUCACAGCCCAACCCGUCGUGGAUGCCGUUUACAGCAGCCUGUUCUCCCGGACCAAGGCCAUCUAA
Molecule: messenger RNA, 1671 nt
Organism: Penicillium soppii
Lineage: Eukaryota; Fungi; Ascomycota; Eurotiomycetes; Eurotiales; Aspergillaceae
Product: putative RNA splicing factor (Pad-1)
Exons: 4
Coding region: 1-1671 (556 amino acids)
Biological process (GO): mRNA processing
Cellular component (GO): nucleus
Molecular function (GO): RNA binding
Source: RefSeq, a predicted model, not a curated record